AUGAUGUCGAAACGAGUUGGUACCGGUGUUGCGAUGGGAAGCGCGGUGAAGGAGGAUCCGCCUGUUGUUGACAAGCAGAAGAGGCUUUUGACCGAGGAGAAUACCCACUUCAGCUUAAUCCGCGCCAUGCAUCUAGCUGAUCUGAUCACCGAACUGAACGGCUUCUGCGGGGUUAUGUCUAUCUUCUCUGCCAUGCGCUACUGCCUGGGCGCUUCCACGGACUACGGAAACCUCUGGGCAGCUCUGGCUUUCAUGCCCUUCGGCCUGUUCUUCGAUUUCAUGGAUGGCAAGGUUGCGCGGUGGAGAAAGAAGAGCAGUUUGAUGGGACAAGAGCUUGACUCCUUGGCAGAUCUGAUCUCCUUCGGUGUCGCCCCCGCCGUGUCAGCCUUUGCCAUUGGCCUCCGCACACCUGUCGACCACCUCCUCCUCACCUGCUUCGUCCUCUGCGGUCUCACCCGCCUCGCCCGCUUCAACAUCACCGUCGGCAACGUCCCCAAGGAUGCCACCGGAAAGAGCAAAUACUUCGAAGGCACCCCGAUUCCCACUUCGCUCUCCAUUGCCGCUCUGAUGUCCUACUGGGUGAGCAAAGGCUGGAUUCUGGAGAACUUACCAAUGGGGACCUGGGCUACCGGUACCAUGUUCGAGUUUCACCCUGUGGUGGGACUUUUCAUCCUGAGUGGGAUUGGCAUGACCAGCAAGACGAUUCACAUUCCGAAGCCUUAG
Drepanopeziza brunnea f. sp. 'multigermtubi' MB_m1 is the source of this 723-nucleotide messenger RNA. RefSeq lists its product as uncharacterized. Gene Ontology annotation, biological process: phospholipid biosynthetic process. Gene Ontology annotation, molecular function: phosphotransferase activity, for other substituted phosphate groups. Gene Ontology annotation, cellular component: membrane. The record is from RefSeq and is a predicted model, not a curated record. NCBI's taxonomy places the organism in Eukaryota, Fungi, Ascomycota, Leotiomycetes, Helotiales, Drepanopezizaceae.